UUUUCUUAAAAUGGUAACAAAACAAAACAAACAAAAAACUGCGAGGGGCGAUAAGAUGGACAGUCUGGGAUUUUCUUUAAGAUGUAGUCCUGACACUUUUUACUUCGGUGCAAACUGCACACAGUCCCCAGUCCCUGUAUCCUCACCUGCAACUUCGUUUAGCCGAACUCCUGUGCUCUGCCACUACUGAGGCUCUCCGGGACACAUCCCCCAACUGAGCACCAAUGGGGUGUCCCUGGGUUGGGGAAUCAUUGAAACUUGAGGGGGGAUAUAAAUAGACUAUUUCCAGUGCUUCUGACCCUUGCCUGCUGCGGAUCCCCGCAAAGGGGUGUAGGCCUAGGGGUCAAGGUCCAACCCUCGGCUCCCUGCACCCAGACGGAAGGCUGGAGCCCGUGGUGCCGGCGGGAGCUCCAGUCCACUCUCGCCAGCUCCAGUUCCUGAUUUCCGCGGGAGCUACGGGGCUAGGAGGGAGGGGGCUGCAGGGCGAGCUGGAGGAUUUGAAUGAGAAAGCAGGUUGUGCAGCGUCGGCGCCCCGCUCUUCCCUGCGCGUCUUGGGAGAGGGGGCGGUCCUGCCGGCUGGUGGGGAGAAGUGUCCUUCUAGGAGUCUUUCUGACCCUUGACAAGGUUUUGGAGUUGGAGUCACAGGAGCCAAUAACUCGUCACUCGCGCACUUUGGAGGUCGCUCCUGCGCCGAGGACUCCGAAGAAUCCUUCCUCUGCCGAACACUCAAAGUUGAGCAGGGCAAUUUGGUUUUGAUGCUGUGCCAGAAAUCUUCUGACAAUGAGUUACUGGAACUUGGAGAAAAAGAACUGUGUGCAGUACCGCAGGCAUUUUCUGGUGGACAACAGCGUGUUUCACGUUGAAAGAUGCAUGAGUGUAAUGCAGUCCGGGACACAGAUGAUCAAACUGAAGCGUGGGACCAAAGGGCUUGUCCGACUCUUUUACCUGGAUGAACACCGGACCCGCCUCCGAUGGAGACCCUCCAGGAAGAGCGAGAAGGCCAAAAUACUUAUUGACUCCAUUUACAAAGUCGCUGAGGGGCGGCAGUCGGAAAUAUUCCACAAACAAGCCGAGGGGAACUUUGACCCCAGCUGCUGCUUUACCAUCUACCAUGGUAACCACAUGGAGUCCCUGGACCUCAUCACCUCCAACCCCGAGGAGGCCCGCACCUGGAUCACAGGCCUCAAGUACCUGAUGGCUGGCAUCAGUGAUGAAGAUUCCCUUGCCAAAAGGCAAAGGACUCAUGACCAGUGGGUGAAACAGACCUUUGAGGAAGCUGAUAAGAAUGGAGACGGCUUAUUGAAUAUUGAAGAGAUACACCAACUGAUGCAUAAACUAAAUGUCAACUUACCCCGAAGAAAAGUCAGACAAAUGUUUCAGGAAGCUGAUACAGAUGAGAAUCAGGGAACUUUGACAUUUGAAGAGUUCUGUGUUUUUUACAAAAUGAUGUCCUUGAGACGAGACCUUUAUUUGCUGCUCUUGAGCUACAGUGACAAGAAAGAUCACCUAACUGUGGAAGAGCUGGCUCAGUUUUUGAAGGUGGAACAAAAGAUGACUAAUGUGACAGCAGACUAUUGUCUUGACAUCAUAAGGAAAUUUGAAGUUUCAGAAGAAAAUAAGGCGAAAAAUGUUCUUGGCAUAGAAGGCUUCACAAACUUCAUGCGAAGUCCUGCUUGCGACGUCUUUAACCCGUUGCACAACGAAGUGUACCAGGACAUGGACCAGCCCCUGUGCAACUACUACAUCGCUUCCUCUCACAACACGUACCUGACUGGGGACCAGCUCCUUUCUCAGUCCAAGGUGGACAUGUAUGCUCGGGUGCUGCAGGAGGGCUGUCGCUGCGUGGAAGUCGACUGCUGGGAUGGCCCAGACGGGGAACCAGUCGUUCACCACGGUUAUACUCUCACUUCAAAAAUCCCCUUCAGAGAUGUCGUGGAGACCAUCAACAAGCACGCGUUUGUGAAGAAUGAGUUCCCGGUCAUACUGUCGAUUGAGAAUCACUGCAGUGUGCAGCAGCAAAGGAAGAUUGCUCAGUACCUGAAAGGAAUAUUCCAGGACAAACUGGACCUAUCGUCUGUUGACACGGGAGAGUCCAAGCAGCUUCCAAGCCCUCAAAGUUUGAAAGGCAAAAUCCUAGUGAAGGGUAAGAAGUUGCCUUAUCAUCUUGGAGAUGACGCAGAGGAAGGAGAAGUUUCGGAUGAAGACAGUGCAGAUGAAAUUGAAGAUGAGUGCAAAUUCAAGCUCCAUUAUAAUAACGGGACCACUGAGCAUCAGGUGGAGUCUUUCAUAAGGAAAAAACUGGAGUCCCUGUUAAAAGAAUCUCAAAUUCGAGACAAAGAAGAUCCUGAUAGUUUCACAGUGAGGGCACUACUGAAGGCCACGCACGAAGGCUUAAAUGCACACCUGAAGGAGCAUCCAGAUGUGAAGGAAGGUGGAAAGAAAUCACAUGGACGAUCCCUCAUGACCAACUUCGGAAAACAUAAGAAAACUACAAAAUCACGGCCUAAAUCUUACAGUGCUGAUGAGGAGGAGGAUGCACAGCAGAAUUCUGGCAAGGAGCCUGGCCAACUGUGCAGGUUGGGCCGCCGGAGGAAAACCGUGAAGCUCUGCCGAGAGCUCUCAGACUUAGUGGUGUACACGAACUCGGUGGCCGCCCAGGACAUUGUGGAUGAUGGAACCACAGGAAAUGUGUUAUCAUUCAGUGAAACAAGAGCUCAUCAAGUGGUUCAGCAGAAAUCAGAGCAGUUCAUGGUGUAUAACCAGAAGCAGCUGACCAGGAUUUACCCCUCCGCCUACCGCAUCGACUCCAGCAAUUUCAACCCUCUGCCCUACUGGAACGCAGGCUGCCAGCUUGUGGCACUGAACUACCAGUCUGAAGGGCGAAUCAUGCAGUUAAAUCGAGCCAAAUUCAAGACAAAUGGCAACUGUGGCUAUGUCCUGAAGCCCCAGCAGAUGUGCAGAGGUACUUUCAACCCUUUCUCUGGUGAUCCCCUUCCUGCGAACCCCAAAAAGCAGCUCAUCCUGAAAGUGAUCAGUGGACAGCAACUCCCCAAACCUCCCGACUCCAUGCUUGGAGACCGAGGAGAGAUCAUUGAUCCCUUUGUUGAAGUUGAAAUUAUUGGAUUGCCAGUAGAUUGUUGUAAAGAUCAAACCCGUGUGGUGGAUGACAAUGGAUUUAACCCUGUGUGGGAAGAAACCCUGACAUUUACAGUACACAUGCCAGAACUAGCUCUGGUCCGGUUCCUUGUGUGGGAUCAUGAUCCCAUUGGACGAGACUUCGUUGGACAAAGGACUGUGACCUUCAGCAGCCUAGUCCCUGGCUACCGGCAUGUCUAUUUGGAAGGAUUGACAGAAGCAUCCUUAUUUGUCCACAUAACAAUCAAUGAAAUCUAUGGAAAGUGGAGCCCUUUAAUACUCAACCCCAGUUACACUAUAUUGCACUUUCUAGGUGCUACAAAGAACAGACAGCUCCAGGGUCUGAAGGGACUGUUCAACAAGAAUCCCAGGCACAGCUCUUCAGAAAACAGCUCUCACUACGUUCGGAAACGAUCCAUCGGAGACAGAAUCCUGCGUCGCACAGCCAGUGCUCCAGCCAAAGGCAGGAAAAAGAGCAAAAUGGGCCUCCAGGAAAUGGUAGAGAUAAAGGAUUCUGUGUCCGAGGUUGCGAGAGACCAAGACGGUGUGGUGAGGAGGACCACGCGGAGUCUGCAAGUGCGCCCCGUCUCAAUGCCCGUUGACAAGUGUUUUCUCGGGUCUUUGGCGCUGCCUGUGUCCGAAGCAGCAGAAGACACUGAAGGAAAAGAAAACUCUCCGGCAGAAGACAAGGAUGGCAGCAGAGAUGGGAAGGCAAGUAUAAAAGACCAACAUUUUCCAAUGUUCAACAAAAAGUUGUCCACUUCCUCCAGCGCUCUUCUCCACAAAGACAUCAGCCAAGGGGACUCUGCUGUUUCUACUGCCCCCACGCCAAUCACAGAACCAUUGGGAGUGCCAGGGUCUAAGGGUGGGAGGACCAAGUCAUCUGUGUUAGGUGAUGGCCAGGAACACCACUGUCCAGACAAAUCCCUCUCCCUAAGGCAGCAUUUGGCUCUUAAUCCUACAGUUCACCUAACACAAGGUCUGUGUGGUGUGAAAACCAAGGAAAAUGGAAAUGCUGGGGGCUUUGUGGAAGGGAAAAGCUCAUUGUCAGGAAGCAUUCUUUCUCAAAGCAAUCUGGAGAUUAAGAAGCUGGAAGGCAAUUGGGGUAAAGGUAGAGCUGCAAUAUCCUUUUCACUGUCAGAUGUCUCUACGCUGUCUACUGACAUACCUGAGUUACAUUCUACCGCGAUUCUGCAGGAGACUGACAUUUCCCAUCUUAUUGACAAUGUCACUUUAACCAAUGAGAAUGAACUGGGCAGUUCCAUCUCAGCACUGAUUGGCCAGGUUGAUGAGACCAGGAAUCAGGCUGACCUGACAGUGGUUUCUCAUCUUCAUAGUACCAGUGUGAUGUCAGGCCAUCCUCCCUUGCCCACUGUGGACCUAAAAAUGCCUUUCAAGCAUGGCUUUUCCAAGGGAAAACCCAAGUCUUCCCUGCUGUGCUCAUCUCCUGGGCAAGUUUCAGUCUCAAGUCCUCAGACCUCUGAAUGUUCAACAUGCACAGUUGUUUGUGCAACUACCCAUACUUCUAAUGUCUCUAAAACCAAACUAGAUGACGACCCGUCUGGUAAGGCCAAGGCAGGGGCCGUAGAAAGCAACCUGCCUCUUUCCUUUAGUGCUUCUCACUGCUGGUUACCCAAAAGUCCCACCAAUGGGAAAGACUGGGAAACACUCAAGAACCACAGCCCUGCCUCGUCCACUGACUUGACACUGGGAGAUGUGAUAGCUGGUCCCACUCUCUGUUUAAUUUCUGGGGAGAGCAGUCUCGUAGAAAUGGAUGGGGACUCAGAAAACCUGUCUAUAACCACCUAUGAAUACAGGCGAGAAGGCACGAGUCACCUUGCUUCUCCUUUAAAACUGAAGUACAGUCAGGAUGUGGUGGAACAUUUUCAAAGAGGCUUGAGAAAUGGCUACUGUAAAGAGACUCUCCACCCUCCUGUCUCUGAAGUAUUCAACAAUAUUCAAGAUGUCAAAAAUCAAAGUAUUUCUCAUCUAGCCUAUCAGGGUGCUGCUUUUAUGCACAAGCACUUCUCAAGUUCAGAUGCAAAAAUGAACCAGACCUGCGUGCCCCCAUCUAGUGCUCAAGACUUGCAUGCCCCUGCACCCAAGCAGUCCCCACACCCUCCUCUGCCUGUUCUGAAGCUGCCCAGUCCCUGCAAAUCCAAAAGUCUGGGGGACUUAACAUCAGAGGACAUUGCCUGCAAUUUUGAAAGCAAGUACCAGUGUAUCAGUAAGAGUUUUGUUACAACUGGCGUCAGAGACAGGAAGGGUGCGACUGUGAAGACAAAGUCAUUAGAACCCAUGGAUGCCCUGACUGAGCAGCUGCGGAAGCUUGUGUCCUUUGACCAGGAAGACAGCUGCCAAGUGCUGUAUUCGAAGCAGGAUGCCAAUCAAUUCCCCAGAGCACUGGUCCGAAAGUUGUCAUCCAGAAGUCAGAGCAGAGUGCGCAAUAUUGCCAGUCGUGCCAAGGAAAAGCAGGAAGCCAGCAAGCAAAAAGGUGUGAACCCCACCCACGUGGGUGGAGUGAUUCUUCGAAACAAACCCUCAGCGCCCCCUCCCACAGGGAACCGGCACUCCACCGGCUCCUACAUAGCCGGGUACCUGCGGAGCACCAAGGGCAGCGCAGCGGAGGGCCGGGGCGUCCCGGAGGGCGCAUGUGCAGCCCUGCACGCCGGCCACGCUGACCAGUUUUGCUCAGAUAAUUCUGUUUUGCAGACAGAGCCCAGCAGCGAUGAUAAACCAGAAAUUUAUUUUCUUCUGAGACUGUGAAUUACAUGAAGCUGCAUUUUCAAUGUUUACAAGGUAUUCUGUAGAAUUGUCAGAGUUUUAGUAAAUCCUUGGCUUUGAAAUGAUUUUAAAAUGUAUUUUUAAACUUGUAUUUUGGUCUCCCUUCGACUCCAUGAGUUCUUUCUGUUUAUGCGUUUAUAUACAGAUUUGGGCAACAUUUCCCAUGUACCAAUGCUCUUUCUCCCCUGUGCUGUAAACUCUCUCGGUGUGGAAUAUGUGCAUGCCCUAGACGUGAAACUUCUCAGCAGCCCGGGUUACCAUGUGCGUAUGUUUCACCCAGAUGCUCUUCCGCGCGGAGUCCUCAGUUCACUGUCACAAAUGUAGUCAUUUUCACUCUCACUCGAGUUACCGAAGAGUCUUUGCAAAGGACAAAGGGAUGAAUUCUUGAUUUUAAAGCCAUUAUCAUCUUCCUUAUUUUUCUUUCUUUGUUGAGAAGCCCAGAUGCAUUUUAAUAACUCAGUUAAAACAUGAUUAAAAUUAUUACCUUAAAAUUUCUCUUCCUCAACCAGAAUAAGAGUUGGAAGGAGAUGGGUAGGUGCUCCCCACAGACUCUCAUUUUACAGAAGGCUGUGAGGGCAUGAGGGACAGAGCAAACUUCUGUAUAGGAGGGCAAAAUUGUUUGUUUUACAUACAUUUGUAACCUAUUUUUGCUAAUGGCUUUGUAUGUAACAAGAACACAGUUGCCGAGCUGUGCGCUGUGCUUCUGCAUUUCAUGGUUAAAUUAUAGACUGCAAAUAAUGGCUCGCAGAAAGAGAGACUUCCAUCAGAUGCUAACGAUAGCAGCAGGAAAUGAAAACCCCCCAUCCCCCCAAAGCUUUUAAGAAAAAAAAACUUUCUCAUAAUAAAACCCAAGUGAAUAGAUAAUUAGAAGAAACCCUUUUCCUUCAGGGAGCCAAGUAACUAUAUUUUAGUACAACAUACAUUAUUUUCACUGUGAACCCGUUUUUGUAUCGCAUGUUCACACGUCCCUCUUUGCUUUUUUGUAACAUUAACUGCAAUGAUGUUCUGGGAAUUCAUGAAAAUAUAAUUAAAGCAGAUUUUUAAACA
This is a messenger RNA of Phyllostomus hastatus (greater spear-nosed bat), 6966 nucleotides long. It is a transcript of the gene PLCH1, whose product is annotated as phospholipase C eta 1. Gene Ontology annotation, biological process: phosphatidylinositol-mediated signaling; lipid metabolic process. The transcript is spliced from 24 exons. Gene Ontology annotation, molecular function: calcium ion binding; phosphatidylinositol-4,5-bisphosphate phospholipase C activity. NCBI's taxonomy places the organism in Eukaryota, Metazoa, Chordata, Mammalia, Chiroptera, Phyllostomidae. The record is from RefSeq and is a predicted model, not a curated record. The coding region runs from base 781 to 5901 and encodes 1706 amino acids.